Molecule: messenger RNA, 1274 nt
Organism: Vitis vinifera (wine grape)
Lineage: Eukaryota; Viridiplantae; Streptophyta; Magnoliopsida; Vitales; Vitaceae
Product: LIM domain-containing protein WLIM1
Exons: 5
Coding region: 451-999 (182 amino acids)
Biological process (GO): actin filament bundle assembly
Cellular component (GO): plasma membrane; actin cytoskeleton
Molecular function (GO): actin filament binding
Source: RefSeq, a predicted model, not a curated record
CACGCGCUUUCGAUGUUCGUUUGAACCACUCCCCCGAACAUAUAUGACCGCGAAAUAAGAGCAGUGUCAUUAACGGGCUAGUGGUCGAGAGUGGAACAGCGAAUCAACUUCGUGAAAACCGCGAUUUGUUCUAAUCUAUGUACUAGAUGCUUACUCUGUGGCCGGGGCAAAUUCUCUAUUCUUCUGACACCUGUAUAUAUAGGGGUGUUAUCGUAAUUCGAAAAUAGGCAUGGCGUUCUCGUUAUUACCAAAAUGACCCUAGAAAUGGACAGCUAAUAUUUGCGGAAGGUCAAUAACUCAAUAUAGAAACGCCUGAGCUGCGACUCUGUCACUGUGUCUGAGCUGUAAGCCGAAGGAGAGAGAGAGAAAGUCUCUGUUUCUGAAUUUCAUCAAUCUUAUCUCGGAAAAUUGAGUUGUAUUUGAGGGUGGUGGAGUUGAGGAAGAUCUGAGAUGGCAACUUUUGCAGGGACUACCCAGAAGUGUAAGGCCUGUGAGAAGACUGUGUACUUGGUGGAUGAGCUCACUGCUGAUAACAAGGUCUACCACAAGGCCUGCUUCAGAUGCCACCACUGCAAGGGCACUCUCAAGCUGAGUAACUAUUCCUCCUUUGAGGGUGUGUUGUAUUGUAAACCUCACUUUGAUCAAUUGUUUAAGAUGACUGGCAGCUUGGAUAAGAGUUUUGAAGGAGCUCCCAAGACCGUCAGAUCUGUUGAUCAGGGCCAGACAAAUAGCAAAGUUUCAAGUAUGUUUGCUGGAACUCAAGAGAAGUGUGUUGCCUGCAAAAAAACCGUUUACCCCAUUGAAAAGGUGGGGGUGGAUGGCACGUCUUACCAUAAGGCUUGCUUCAGGUGCACCCAUGGAGGCUGUACAAUCAGCCCAUCAAACUACAUAGCCCAUGAGCAUCGACUCUACUGUAGGCACCACCAUUCCCAACUCUUCAAGGAGAAGGGGAACUUCAGCCAACUGGACAAGCAGGAGCAAGUUAAAGGGGGUGACUGAAAUUCUGAGAACGUAGCAGCAAAGCGACACUGUUAAAGUUUUCAUGUUAGUGUGAUACUGUAACAUCACAUCCAAAGGGGUUUUCUAAGAACCGGAUGCAACUGUUAAAGUAUAGUAGAAGAGAUAAUGGGAUUGCCUUCUUUUUCUAUAUAGAUUAUAUAUAUGUGUUAUUUCUUGAAGAAUAUUCACUAUUGGAGUCUCAGUUUUUCACGUUUUGAGUGUGAGGUUUUGAAUGAAUAAUAAUUAGAGAGGUGGGGUUAUCUCCUUUCAAUAAA